This is a messenger RNA of Nelumbo nucifera (sacred lotus), 2151 nucleotides long. Lineage: Eukaryota; Viridiplantae; Streptophyta; Magnoliopsida; Proteales; Nelumbonaceae. The record is from RefSeq and is a predicted model, not a curated record.
GAAAAGAAAAGUGAUUCAUAUUUUAAGUGGAGUGUGGAGACUGGUGAGUGCUGAGAGGACGAAACGAGCUUCGUUUGUUCCUGAGCUCAGUCUCAUUCAGAAAUCAAUAGAGAAAUGAAUGAGUUAACUGAGGAUAUAGAGACUGAUGUGGUAAGAGCUAAUCCUACGAGUUCAGAUGUAAUUACAUGCGAAGAAAAAAAUGCAUAUACAGGAAAGAGUGUUCUAUAUUCCAUAGAAAGGAAGAAAUCUCUGCAAGCUCGCUAUGUUUAUGGUUUUAUAUUCUUGUUAACAAAUCUUAUUGCUUGGUUCUUCCGUGACUAUGGACAUAAGAUUCUCCCUGAGCUCCAUUAUAUAAAAGCUUGUGGAAAUGGAGGAAAUGAUUGUUUUCAUACUAUGGGGGUACUCCGUGUCAGUUUAGGAUGCUUCAUAUUUUUCUUGUUAAUGUUCUUGACAACAUGCAAAACCAGAAAGUUAUAUGGAACUCGCAAUAUAUGGCAUUCCAGAUGGUGGUCAUUGAAGUUUAUCCUGUUGAUGAUAUCACUGGCAGUACCAUUCUUCUUCCCUUUGUCUUUCAUUGAAUUAUAUGGUGAAGCUGCUCGCAUUGGUGCAGGGACCUUUCUCCUUCUUCAACUUAUAAGUGUGAUAGAAUUCAUAACGUGGUGGAAUAACUACUGGAUGCCUGAUCCAGAAAGGCAAAGCUGCUUCCUUGGAUUAAUCAUGUCAACCAUUUUUUACGUUGCUUCUAUAUGCGGAAUUCUGUUGAUGUACUUGCUGUAUGCCCCAAGGGCUUCAUGUACUCUCAAUAUAUUUUUCAUCACAUGGACUGCGAUAUUGCUUACUGUAAUGAUGGUUAUAUCACUUCAUUCAAAGGUUAAUAGAGGGCUUUUAUCUUCAGGGAUUAUGGCUUCAUACAUUGUCUUCCUUUGUUGGUCUGCUAUUAGAAGUGAACCUGCCUUUGAGAAAUGCAGCCCUCAAAAGGAGAUUCCUGGAAAAAGUGACUGGACAACUGUACUUGGCUUCCUAAUUGCAAUUUGUGCAAUCGUCAUGGCAACUUUUUCCACUGGAAUAGACUCAGAAUCCUUUCGGUUUCGCAAGGAUGAAGUUCAAGGGGAAGAUGAUAUCCCAUAUAAGUAUGGGUUCUUCCACUUCAUAUUUUCAAUGGGGUCCAUGUAUUUUGGCAUGUUAUUUGUCAGCUGGCAGCUUGAUCAUUCAACCAGGAAAUGGAGCAUUGAUGUUGGCUGGGCUAGUACAUGGGUGAAAAUUAUCAACGAGUGGUUUGCAGCUACUAUAUACUUGUGGAAAUUGAUCUCCCCUGUUGUAAUGCAAAACAGAAUCAUAGAUCAUGAAGAUCAAAUGCAGCAUACAAUUGAAACAACUUGACUGUAAAUGCCAUAUGAGGUACUAGUCAGUCCUUGGUCUCAGCUUUCUACUUAAAUCAAAGGCAAAAUGUAGCUUCUGUUAUUAUUUAAAUUCUUUAUUAUUUACAGGAAUGCCUAUUUUCAAGUUGGUGUAAGAUCCUAAUAAGGGUUAAAAUGUCAUUAUUAACAUAUCAAGCAACCUGAAUAAAAUAUUGUUUUAUGAUAUUUCCUCAUUUUCAUAAUCUAUGUUGCCACUGAUGGAAGUCAAAUAUCUUCCGGGCCUUGAGCAUGGUUCAUUUUUUGGUGUAAUGGUGAAAUUUCAGUCUGGCAAGUGAGACAGUGAGAAAGCAGGUUUGAGUCUGAGAGAAGUCAAUUUGCGCCAAAAAAUGCCAAAGCUUGGAUCCCUACCCAGUCCACCCCAUCUAAGGCCCCAGAUGGCAUUGGGUAAUGAACUUGAGUAUAGUCCAGUUCUUCUCUUCAUGUAAAUGAAAGCUGAAUCAGUAUCCUCUUAGAAGAACCUGUAAAAAAUGUUAGCCCUCAGUCCAUUAAACUGCAAUAUGAGCUAGCAUGGUAACACAAAUAGUUAUUUUGGCUCAAGUGUUCACUGGAUUARUUCUGUUCAUUAGAAUUGAAUUAUGACAGAUUGGAAGUUGGAACCAACUGAAGGCUCAGUGCAUGCCAAAAUAAUUUUUGAUUGCUUGGCKUCUUUCUUAAACAAAAUCAAGUUGUGGAAGGCUCCAUUUUGUCUAUUCAGUAUUCCUGCAAGCUGUACUACUCAUGAACCAAAUGUGUU